This is a messenger RNA of Toxotes jaculatrix (banded archerfish), 1363 nucleotides long. It is a transcript of the gene dcun1d1, whose product is annotated as DCN1, defective in cullin neddylation 1, domain containing 1 (S. cerevisiae). The record is from RefSeq and is a predicted model, not a curated record. Gene Ontology annotation, molecular function: cullin family protein binding; ubiquitin-like protein binding; ubiquitin conjugating enzyme binding. The coding region runs from base 11 to 814 and encodes 267 amino acids. Gene Ontology annotation, cellular component: ubiquitin ligase complex. The transcript is spliced from 7 exons. Gene Ontology annotation, biological process: positive regulation of ubiquitin-protein transferase activity; protein neddylation. NCBI's taxonomy places the organism in Eukaryota, Metazoa, Chordata, Actinopteri, Toxotidae.
AGCCAGCUGGAUGGGAGGAGGGAGUCGGGCGAAGACAAACAUGAACAAGCUGAAGUCCUCACAGAAGGAUAAAGUUCGCCAGUUCAUGAUUUUCACACAAUCCAGCGAGAAGACCGCAUUGACCUGUCUGUCACAGAAUGACUGGAAACUAGAUGUUGCCACGGACAAGUUUUUCCAAAAUCCAGAGCUCUACGUGUCAAAUCUAAAGGGAGCCUUAGACAAGAAGAAACUCGAGCAACUGUACAACAGAUAUAGAGAUCCCCAGGAUGACAACAAGAUCGGCAUUGACGGGAUCCAGCAGUUCUGUGAUGACCUGGGUUUGGAUCCGGCCAGUAUAAGUGUCCUCCUCAUAGCCUGGAAGUUUAGGGCGGCAACGCAAUGCGAGUUCUCGAAACAGGAGUUCAUGGAUGGCAUGGCUGAACAGGGGUGUGACAGUAUAGAGAAGUUAAAAGCUCAGCUGCCAAAGAUGGAGCAAGAGUUAAAGGACCAAGGGAAAUUUAAGGACUUUUACCAGUUUACAUUUAAUUUUGCCAAGAAUCCAGGCCAGAAAGGUUUGGAUUUAGAAAUGGCAAUUGCAUAUUGGAAUUUAGUACUGGCUGGAAGAUUCAAGUUCCUGGACUUGUGGAACAGGUUUUUAGUUGAGCACCACAAAAGAUCAAUUCCUAAGGACACUUGGAACCUCUUACUAGACUUCAGCACAAUGAUCACAGAUGACAUGUCGAAUUACGAUGAGGAAGGAGCAUGGCCUGUCCUUAUUGAUGACUUUGUGGAGUUUGCACGGCCACACAUUGGGACCAAAAGCACGGCAGUUUGAGGGCUGCUCUCACUGAAGGAACAUCCAUGUAUCCAUGUGAGGUUUCCACAAAACAGAGAGCCCUGUUAAUGGAGGACAAGGGGACCACACUGAGCUGAGAACUAUGUUGCCUUUUCAACCCUCAGGACUGAAAUAUUUUACACAGCAGAGACUUUAUAUAUAUGUGUGUGUAUGUACAUAUAUAAAAAGGCAUAUCUCUUUGUUGGUCAACUUGUGGUGGUUUGGAACUUUUAUCUAAAGUAUUGGGCUUUUUGUGUGCGCUCAAGCCAACUACAGAGGAGCCACCAUUUUUGCCCACAUGUUUGGGCUCUGCUCAGAAGCAGGUAGAUAGACACACUUUUGAAUUGUAAACACGAGGGUUUGCAAGGGGAUGUCGGUCUUUAAAUACUGAAUUUUAACACUCUUGUGUGUAUUCCUGAUUUUGCUUUUGUUUUACGAUACAUUUGUGUGACAAGUUAGUAUAAAACAUUGAUGGUAAUUUUUUAAGCAUAAUGCUGUUUGUUUAAACACAAAUGUAUAAGGAUAAAAUAAAUGUUUCAAUUUGGUAUC